AUCAUAAGUCGCUCACUUGUAUCUCAGACACUUCAACUAGACAGUCAGACGGACAGUCAGAUUUACUCUUGAGGUCCGGACAGACACAAUGGGAGUUGAGAAAAUGGAGCUGGAUGAGGGACACUCGACUCUGAUGAGUGACACCAAGAAGCCUCCCCCGGUUCGGCCUCCCAACACGUUUGAGCGCAUCAUCCAACCCUGCCUGGCAGAGGUGGUGGGAACCAUGUUCUUUGUCUUCAUUGGGUGUGUGUCGGUCAUUGAGAACGUUGAGUCUGCAGGCAGGGUACAGCCGGCGCUGGUCCAUGGCCUGGCUGUGGCUGUCAUGGUGGCAUGCAUGGAUCAGAUCAGUGGAUCCCAUUUCAACCCUCCCUUCACCAUUGCCAUCUACCUGUGUGGCGGCAUGAAACUGUUCAUGGUUGUCCCAUACCUUAUCAGCCAGUUAUUAGGGGGGGUGCUGGGAGCUGCCAUGUCAAAGAUGAUGACAUCAAAGGAGAACUAUGCCAACGCCACCGGAGCGGCGUUUACUAUCCUCCAAUCAGAGGACCAGCUGGCGGGAGCCAUAUUUGGAGAGAUCGCCAUGACGUGCCUGGUUACCAUGGUAGUAUUGCUAGGGGCGGUCAAUGCAAAGAGCAAAAGCCCAAUGGUGCCUUUCCUGGUAGGCUGUACUGUCAUCAUCAACAUUCUGGCAGGGGGGGAUGUGUCUGGGACCUGUCUGAACCCAGCCAGGGCUCUUGGGCCAGCGGUAAUGGCCAACUACUGGACCUACCAUUGGGUUUACUGGGCUGGUCCUAUCGCAGGAGGUCUACUGGCAGCAGGACUAGUGAGACUUGUGCUUGGAGAUGAGAAGACACGAGUCAUCAUGAAGUGACAUCCUACUCUACAUGUCCUAUGCAAGUCACUUACUUCCUACUUUUUGUCAUAUUAUAAAGCUUUUUUUCUAAGAAACGUGAAUUUAGACUGGAAUUUCUGUUUAAUUUGAAAGACUAUGAAUCUGGUUUGUAAAUGUCAGCAGAUAGGAGAUGUCAUAUUGUACUAAUAUAACUCUUAUUGUACUCUCUGAUUCCAGUUUGCUUUCGUGCUUUUCCUUUAAAUUAAACGAUAAAGAUGUGGAUGCCCUCUAAAGAUGAUUGUAACUGCAAGCUGACUUACCGUGCGGCAAUUUUUUUUACUGGUAGACCUAAAGCUAUUCAUCAUAAAACAAUUUCGGUAUAUUCUCACCUCGACUUUUCUUAGCUCAUCAAGCCUUCUCAUCAAACAACAUUAACAAAGUCAAAAGAAACCAACAAAACGUGUCGUUUUUUAUGCUGUUGCGACUGGACAGAGACAUCUCUCCAGCCAAUCCUAGUCGAGAGAAUGGAGGGAAGGGGCUUGUAGUGGUACCACCUGCCCCAAGCGGACACGACCAAGGACAUUAACUUCUGGAAAGAUGCUCUGGGAGGAUGGGAAGUUGUUGCACAUCCUCCCAGCGACUACCACGGUCAGAACAUCAGCCAGCAGCUAGGGUACAAGAACGUUGCCAGCCAGUAUGGCAAUAGAAUAUUUAGAACGAACGACUGGGUCGCCUCCAUAGAUACAGAACAAAAAGACUGAAUGACUGGGUCACGUUUCUGGCAACCAAACCGAUAGAAGGAACGACCAGAAGUCUUGGGUAGCAGUAUAUGAUUAUAAAUAAUCAUAUAUAAUAAUACAAAAUACAUAUUUAAAUACAUAUAGUAAAUUGUUUAAUACAAUAUAGCAACCCCUUGUGUUUAGUUCAAAACGGCUAUAUGGUUGAUGUUCUGGCUCAGUAUGACCUAUACAGUAGCCUAAGUACAGUAAGUAGGCUACAGUACAUACAGUAAGUACAGUAAAUGUACAGUUACCCAUCAAAAUGUUGAUAAGAAUAGCCUACAUCAAAAACAGACAGGCUUUUAUUUCAAUCUUCUAUUGUAAGGCAACCAAUGUGAUAAAUCUAAAAAAUGACAUGUAUAAAAAAUGAAAUGUUUGUUAUCUAUUAUUUUUAUCUAAAUACUUUUUUUGUUAUUUGAAUCAUUAUUAAUAAAAUAUAUAUAUAUAUAUAUAUAUAUAUAUAUAUAUGUAUAUCUGAAGGUUUCCACUCAUGAAAUAGAGAAGUCUAUGCUAAAUCUAUUUUAAUAAUUCAGAAAUACUCUUUAUUGUGGUAAUUUUCAUUACAUUUAAUUAAUUUAUCUCAGUGUAUUUGUUAGUUUCUUAAAUUGUUGAAGUGACUCCAUUACAAUUUCACAUGAGCUUUAAUUCGUGUUGUUUGCUUGGAAUUUCACACUUCUUUCGCAGAUAUAUUUCCUGACAUCUUCUUAGUAGGCCUAUAUUUGAGAAACUGGGAGGUUGCGGCUGUUGGCCUAUUCAUGUAGGCCUAGCACAAAAGAUGUCUACAACAGAAUAGUUUUACAAGUCACGUUGAUCUACUACAGUCCUAGUGAAUGAGGUAUAAAUGCCCCCUCUAAAUUAUUAUGUAAAGCGCUUUGAGCAUUCGAAAAGCACCCAGCAUGCACUACCAAUCGAAUUUGUGUUAUUAGUAUAGCAUAGCUAUUAAUAUUGAUUAUAAGUCAUUUUGCGAACAUUUCAAUUUAUUGGGAUAAGUAGUAUUGUAAUUUAAUAGUGUCAUUCAUAACAUUUUUUGCUAUUUAAAAGUAUUUGCUUUAUA
Messenger RNA from Oncorhynchus nerka (sockeye salmon), 2662 nucleotides. It is a transcript of the gene aqp8a.2, whose product is annotated as aquaporin 8a, tandem duplicate 2. Lineage: Eukaryota; Metazoa; Chordata; Actinopteri; Salmoniformes; Salmonidae. The transcript is spliced from 5 exons. Gene Ontology annotation, biological process: transmembrane transport; water transport. The coding region runs from base 89 to 868 and encodes 259 amino acids. Gene Ontology annotation, cellular component: plasma membrane. The record is from RefSeq and is a predicted model, not a curated record. Gene Ontology annotation, molecular function: water channel activity.